Molecule: messenger RNA, 2160 nt
Organism: Iphiclides podalirius (scarce swallowtail)
Lineage: Eukaryota; Metazoa; Arthropoda; Insecta; Lepidoptera; Papilionidae
Source: the annotation of a GenBank genome assembly
AUGAUGACGUGUCGGCUGGGCUCGCGGCGGCUGGGCGGGUCGCGCGGUUCGCUGCAGGGCACCGGAUGUGCCGCCAGCGAGCUGGACCUUUCCACACGCUCGCGACGAUCCCACAAAGCGAGAUUAAAACUGUUGGGUGCAAGCGGCGAGGCGCCACUGCUCAGCGGUUGGAGGAGCACGCCGCACACGCCAGCCACGCCCGCGCCCCACCACUCGCAAAACCACCUCGCCACGCCGCAUUGCAACGGAACUGAUAGUGGCAGCAGAGGGGGUCUGAGGAGACGGUCGACUUACACCAGCGGGCGGUUACGCUCCGGGGCGCACUGGUCCUUUGUUUUCGACCCAGCUGGCCGCCUCUGCUACUACUGGUCCAUGGUCGUUUCCCUCGCCUUCCUAUACAACCUAUGGGUCAUCGUUUAUAGGUUCGCCUUCCAAGAGAUCAAUGGCGAGACGUUGAUAGUGUGGUUCUGUUUGGACUACUUUUCGGAUUUCCUUUACCUCGCGGACAUUUUAUUUCAUUUCCGAACGGGCUACCUGGAAGACGGCGUGUUGCAGACGGACGCGGCGAAGCUGAGGGCUCACUAUAUGAACUCGACCACGUUCUACAUCGACUGCCUGUGCUUGUUGCCGCUCGACUUCCUCUACCUAUCCAUCGGGUUCAACUCCAUCUUGCGUUCCUUCCGUCUCGUCAAGAUCUACCGUUUCUGGGCGUUCAUGGACCGCACGGAGCGCCACACGAACUAUCCUAACCUGUUUAGGUCGACCAGUUUAAUACAUUAUUUGUUAGUGAUAUUCCAUUGGAAUGGGUGCUUGUACCAUAUAAUAUAUAAAAACAAUGGAUUUGGUAGUAAAAACUGGGUGUAUCAUGACACUGAAUCGGCUGACGUGGUGAAACAGUACCUCCAGAGUUAUUAUUGGUGCACGUUGGCGCUCACCACUAUUGGGGAUCUCCCGCGACCGCGCAGUAAAGGGGAGUACGUUUUUGUAAUAGCUCAGUUGUUAUUUGGACUAUUACUCUUCGCAACGGUGUUGGGGCAUGUGGCCAACAUCGUCACCUCGGUUAGCACCGCAAGGAAGGAAUUUCAAGCUAAACUGGAUGGCGUGAAAACUUACAUGCGCAUGAGGAGAGUGCCAACGCAUCUGCAAGUUAAAGUGAUAAAAUGGUUUGAUUACCUUUGGCUCACUCAGAAGUGCUCCGACGAGGAAAAGGCUGUCUCCUGCCUCCCAGACAAACUCAAAGCGGAAAUUGCCAUCAACGUCCAUCUUGACACGUUGAAGAGGGUGGAGAUUUUCCAGAACACAGAGGCGGGUUUUCUAUGCGAGCUUGUCCUUAGACUGCGGCCCGUGCUAUUUUCACCAGGCGAUUAUAUUUGCAGGAAAGGCGAAGUCGGGAAGGAAAUGUACAUAGUGAAUCGAGGCAAGCUUCAGGUAGUAGGGGACAACGGGAAGACGGUGUUGGCAACACUAAAAGCGGGUUCUUAUUUUGGCGAAAUAUCCAUUCUGAACAUGGGCACGGCAGGCAACCGGCGGACAGCGUCGGUGCGUUCCGUGGGCUACUCGGACCUGUUCGUGCUCAGCAAGAAGGACAUGUGGGAUGUCCUCAAAGAGUACCCCGCCGCCAGGGUCCGGCUCGAGGCCAUCGCCGUCAAGAGACUUGAGAAAUACAAGAAGGCCCCACUCGAAAAAGUUGCAAUGGGACGCUGCCAAUCAACGCCGGGAUUGGUAGAAACUAGUGGACGUAUCCCGAUUGAGGAUAUGCACCUACCACCCAAUCCAAUUCCUCCACCUUUACAGUCUUCUCACCCACCGUCUUACCGGGACCAGCUUUAUAGUUCGUCGGUGAGCCCGUUGCGGGUAGCGUCGCCGGUUGCGUCGUGCGCAUCGAGCGCCAGGAGCAGCGCAGCGGGCGGCGGCAGCGUCGCGGCCGGCAGCACAGCGCCGCGCGUGCUUCUCGACUCGCACGAAGUCCUCGAAUGCGAGAUCAAGAGGCUGCGCGAGAGACUCUACACGGUGGAGACGGAGAACGCCGCGAUGUCCGCCAAGCUGAGCCAACAGCAGUGGGAGGUCGAUCAGAGGUUACAAGAAAUAGAAUUGCAAAUUUGCGGCGGCAGCUCCUUGAGCUCCCAAGAGGAUAACGAGCGGAAUCGCGAGAGCAUUAUU